GGGGAGGGGAGGAAGAUGUUUUCCGCUCUCAAAAAGCUGGUGGGGUCGGACCAGGCUCCUGGUCGGGACAAGAACAUCCCUGCGGGACUGCAAUCCAUGAACCAGGCACUGCAGAGGAGGUUCGCCAAAGGAGUACAAUACAACAUGAAAAUAGUGAUCCGAGGAGACAGAAACACAGGAAAAACCACCCUCUGGCACAGACUCCAAGGCAAGAAGUUUGUGGAAGAAUAUAUACCUACCCAAGAGAUACAAGUCACCAGUAUCCAUUGGAAUUACAAAACCACUGAUGACAUUGUAAAAGUUGAGGUCUGGGAUGUAGUUGACAAGGGAAAGUGCAAAAAACGAGGAGACGGUUUGAAACUGGAAAAUGAUCCUCAGGAGGCAGAAUCAGAAAUGGCUCUGGAUGCCGAGUUCCUAGAUGUAUAUAAGAACUGUAAUGGGGUAGUCAUGAUGUUCGAUAUCACAAAGCAGUGGACCUUCAACUACAUACUUCGGGAACUUCCCAAAGUGCCGACCCAUGUCCCCGUGUGUGUGCUGGGGAACUACAGAGACAUGGGGGAACACCGAGUCAUCCUGCCAGAUGAUGUGCGGGAAUUUAUUGAUAACCUCAACAGACCCCCAGGUUCCUCUUACUUUCGAUAUGCUGAAUCUUCCAUGAAGAAUAGCUUUGGCUUAAAGUACCUUCAUAAAUUCUUCAAUAUUCCAUUCUUACAGCUGCAGAGAGAGACAUUGCUACGGCAGCUAGAGACUAAUCAGCUAGACAUCGAUGCCACAUUGGAAGAACUGUCAGUGCAGCAAGAGACUGAGGACCAAAACUACGAAAUUUUUCUAGAAAUGAUGGAAGCAAGAAGUAGAGGACAUGCAUCUCCAUUAACAGCCAAUGGGCAGAGUCCAUCCUCUGGUUCCCAAUCACCCAUUGUGCCUCCCAGCACAACAUCCACAGGGAGUUCCAGCCCCAGCACACCUCAGCCAGCCCCUCAACAGCUUCUUGCAAAUUCUGCUACCUGCCCAUCCCUAUCACCUUCCAUGUGCCCUGUUCCCCAAUCAGAGGCACAAACCCAGGCAAUUUCUCCAGCUACUAUUAUCGCCUCCCCAGGCCCACCAACCCCAGCCCCACCCCAGCCUCAGCCCCAGCGUCGAAGCAUCAUUUCAAGGCUAUUUGGAACCUCACCAGCAUCAGAAGCUACCCCUUCACCUCCUGAGCCUGCCCACUCUGUAGAGGUACCAGCAAAAGUCCAGAGUGUUGAAGAUUUUGUUCCUGAAGAUAGCCUGGAUAGGAGCUUCCUAGAAGAUACAAAUCUGAAGGAUGAGAAGAAACCCAGAACAAAAGUCGAACAUGAAAGUGACAGUGAUGGGGAAGCCACUGGGGGGAACCCCAUGGUAGCUGGUUUCCAAGAUGACCUGGACCUAGAAGACAAGCCAUCCUCCAAGUCCUCCUUGCCAGCAGGCCCCAUCCCAAGUAGAAACAUCACCCUCUCCAGUGAGGAUGAAGCGGAGGAAGUGUCAGAUCACCCUCAAGCUGACAGUCUGACCACCCAAGAAGGUUUGGAACCUGAGACAAAAUGGUCUUCCAGAAAUUCCUUGCAGUCACAGAGUGAAGCAGCUUCCACCAAAGCCAUUGACCCCAAACUUCAAGUCAGUUUACCCACUAAUAUGGGACCUGAGAAGUGUAGUAGCACUAAACCUACUUCUGAAGCCCCAUCCCAGGCACCCAAAACAGUUUCUCGGAACAAAGAUUCCACUUCUAAGUUCAGAGAAGUGAAAGAUGAGAAACAAGAGUCCUCAGAGAGUGAUCCAGAGGGACCCAUUGCUGCUCAAAUGCUGUCCUUUGUCAUGGAUGAUCCUGACUUUGAAAGUGACGAGUCUGACACUCAGAAGAAAGCGGAAGAAUUUCCAGUCAGAGAGGACCUCUCAGAUAUUACAGAUGAAGACAUGCCCCCUGCAAAGGUCCCCCAGCCCAUGAAGCCUACAGUUCACUCCUUUAAAAUGAAAAAUGAUUCGGAUCUCUUUGGUUUGGGCCUGGAAGAGACUGGGCCUAAAGAAAGCAGUGAUGAAGACAAGGAAAGCAAAUUCUCCUCUAAAGAGAAGAAAAAGAAGAAGAAGAAAAGCAAAGAGGAGGAGGAGAAGGCUGCCAAAAAGAAAAGCAAGCACAAAAAAACCAAGGACAAGGAAGAGGGAAAGGAUGAGAAGAAGAAGAGGAAGAAAAGGAGUAAAGAGAAGACUGAGGAGAUUGAUGAACUGGAAGCCUUCCUUGGGGGUGGGGCCAUAGCCCCCAAACAGCAUGGGGGCGGAGACUAUGAGGAGCUCUAGGCCUGGGGUGCAUGGGAACCCACAGACCUGUCAUUCAUCUCUGCUUCUGAGCCUUGGCAGGAUGGGGGCUGCCAGGUGGGACCUGGGUUGGGGCUGCUCAAUACCCCUCACAGGCCAUGAAGGUGGGGAGAUGGGGAGCUCAGUGUGUGUCCUGGUAAAGACAUUCCAGUGUGAAAGGACCGGUACCCAUUUAGGUGGGGAAAGGUCAGGUGUGAGGCAUGGGUGAGGGGCUGGGAGAAUGAAGUCUAGUUCUGAUCCAACCCUUUCUCCAGUAAGUCCAUUGCAAGGGAGAGGUGCACAGCUCCCCAUCAUCCCUGCCCACCCCUCCUAUUCAUUGCUAUUUACAGGACACUCCCAUUUUAUCUGCUGAAGAAAUAGCAGUGUCGCCUAACUAAUUGUUCUUUUAACCUUGGGAGGAAUCAGAGAUUUCAGCUCUAUUUUUCAUAACUUUUUUUUUUCCUUAAUGAAAGAUAGCUUGACCUUUGCUUCAUAGUUGUCAGGGUGAAAAAAGCUGAGACUAAGAUUGGUAAGGGAAAUUUUGUUGAGCUGUCUGCCAUUCUGGGACAGGAGAGGCCCAACACAAGUUUACUAAACGUACCAGCCAUACCUAUCCCCAUCCUCCCCCCUUAGCUCCAGAAAUCCAUGGUGUUUAGGAGCUGAUGCUUCAGUCUGCUCUACAGUUUGAAGCAAGGGCACAAAAGAGAUAGGGAUUCAGGUCGGGGAAGGGGAAUGGUGGUGGAAUGCAAGUGUCUUUUCUAUUAAUAAAUCAUUCAUCCACCUUGGCCAGGUUCAUGGCACAGACUCCUUUGCCCUAUUGCCCCAGUAACCCUAAUAGUACUUCUCAGGGACAUGAAAAAAGCCUUUUGAGGCACUUGCAGGAAUCCCAUCCUGCUUACGUAGGAGGGGGAUGAGGGGGAGGGGUUCAGAGCAGAGGAGCUGUACAGGAAGCAGGAAAACAGCUUUAGUUUCCCCGGCUUCCAGAAGCAUUCCAGAUCUAGUUCUUGUCUCCUGGUUGUCGCUAUGUUUUCACAUACUUCAGGCCCCUGACUCUCCCUAUAAUGUGGUUUCCUCUUAGUGCUUUCUGUUCCUUCACCAUUCUAUCCCUAAAUACCAUGACAUUAUGUACAGGAAUCAGCCCAUUCCAAGAGAAUCGGUAAUAAAAGCGCAGGGGGUUCCCCACCCUUUCACUGUGCUCUAGUACACCCAGUCCAAGGUUUAGUGUUUCUUCCAAUGCCCAAUUCUCACAAAACUUGCAAAAGAAUUUACCCUUUCCUCUUCUAAAGACCAGAAUCUCUUCUACUUGACCAGAGAAACUAUAAGAAAUCAUAGCUGCUCCUCUCCAGCCCUGCUCUUUUUCUUCCAGGCUCCAUUAUUUUCAAAGUGGCUGGUCUGUGUUUAGUAGACAGGGAAAUGGGGUCUUGGAAGGCAGUUUUUUUCCAAACCUGAUCAUUCCCAGCUUAAACCAUGGCCAGAAAGAGGGAACUUAGCAACACUUGGGCUUAGAGAGGAAAUACCACAGGGAAGCAGGGGUGUAAAAUACUUGUUUUUUAAAGGUUUGUUCCCAUCAUGUUCUAUUGGAUGCUCCACUCUGACCAUAAAGCUCUCUUUUACUGC
Messenger RNA from Gracilinanus agilis (Agile Gracile Mouse Opossum), 3924 nucleotides. It is a transcript of the gene RABL6, whose product is annotated as RAB, member RAS oncogene family like 6. Gene Ontology annotation, molecular function: GTP binding. Gene Ontology annotation, cellular component: cytosol; nucleus. Bases 16 to 2310 code for a protein of 764 amino acids. Lineage: Eukaryota; Metazoa; Chordata; Mammalia; Didelphimorphia; Didelphidae. The transcript has 15 exons. The record is from RefSeq and is a predicted model, not a curated record.